Messenger RNA from Physella acuta, 2824 nucleotides. RefSeq names its product RUN and FYVE domain-containing protein 2. The record is from RefSeq and is a predicted model, not a curated record. Gene Ontology annotation, molecular function: metal ion binding. Gene Ontology annotation, cellular component: cytoplasm. Lineage: Eukaryota; Metazoa; Mollusca; Gastropoda; Physidae.
AACUGACCCUUAUAGUGCCGGCACUAUGGCCGAGGAAACCAUUUACCUGUGCAACUUCCGUGUGUCUGUGGACGGGGACUGGCUGUGUCUGAAGGAGCUGGCCGAUGUCCACCUGGAGAUGGAGGAGGUCCAGAUGAUGGAGCAGGAGGAGGAGCCUGAUGGAAGGGACCCAAAGACAAUAGAACGAGCAAAUUUGUUGAACGUGUCCAAGCUGCUGAUUAAAGAAUUGAUUGACUCCUCCCUGGCCCACGGUCGCAUGUUGGAUGACGACUACAUUCCCCUCCAGCAGUUCUUUAUUGUCCUGGAACAUGUCCUUAGGCAUGGGCUCAGGCCAAAGAAAGGAAUCCUGAGUUCCAAGAAAGAGUUCUGGUGGGUUCUAGAGAGUAUAGAGAAAUUAGCACCAGAGGCUGCGGAGAUAACAACAAGUGUUAGGGAGAUGCCAAAUAUCAGGACUCCCCUGGGCAGGGCGAGGGCGUGGCUGAGACUGGCCAUGAUGCAGAAGUCCCUUGCAGAUUACUUCAAGCUCAUGAUAGAAAAGAGGGACAAUUUUCUCACAGAUUACUAUGAGCCUGGUGCCUUCAUGCUGGAGGAGGAGGGUGUGGUGAUAGCAGGACUUCUGGUGGGGCUCAAUGUCCUCGACUGUAACAUGUGUAUCAAGGGGGAGGACCUGGACCAACCCAUGGGGGUCAUAGAUUUUAGCCUGUACAUGAAGGAUGGAAAAUACAGCGACAGUGGAGACGAUGAAAGGGCGGAGGGAGACUCUAAAAUGGCCACCAUACUCGACCAGAAAAACUAUCUAGAAGAACUGAACAGGCACUUAAACGCUACAGUGGCCAACCUACAGCAGAAGUUGGAGCAGGUCCAAGCUGACAACUGUCUGAUGAAGGAGGACCUGGCCAUCGCCAAAAACACCAUCAUCACCCUACAGGCCGAGGUGGAGGGGCUCAGGAGUGAGAGGGACAACGUCACCACAGGCUACCAAAAACAGAUUGAGGCUGCCAAACAAGACAUCGACACAGAACGUGAGACGUACAUGACCUCCAGGGCUGGCCUUGACAUAAUGUACGCUGAUGCGAAGAAGCAGUUAGACGAGGAGACCAAGCUUAGACUGGAUGUGGAGAAAGAGUUGGAGCUACAGAUCAGCAUGAAGACGGAGAUGGAGAUGGCACUGAGGCUGUUGGAGAAGGACAUCCAUGAGAAGCAGGACACGGUCAUCACCCUCAGGAAACAGCUGGACGACAUCAAGACCAUCAACCUGGAGCUCUACAACAAGCUGCAGGCCUGUGAGAGCACGGUCAAGCACAAGACUGAGAUGAUCGGUAAACUGGAGGAGAAAACCAACCAGCUGGUCAACGCCAUGAAGGAGAUGGAGCACAGGCUGAAGCAGUCCGAGUCGCACAGGGUGGCAGCCGAGGAGACAGCCCGCAAGUUGGGGCAGGUCAUCGCAGAGAAGGACCAGAAGAGAUCUGCCCUUGAGACGAGCCUGCAGAUAGAGCGGGAGUGGAGGACGACGGUACAAAGCAACUAUGAGCAGGUCAAAGACAAACUGGCCCAGACACAGAUGGAGAUGGCCCAGCUCAAGGACCUCAAGAGGGACUACUCCGAGUUGAUCGCCAGACACGAGGAACUGGAGGGCAAGUGCCAGGAGCAGGAGAGUGCUUUAGCUGAGUUAGGCUCACACCUGAGCGAGUCCAAGCUGAAGGUUGAGGACCUGCGAGAGGCCACAGCCAUGCAGCGUGAGGCCCACUGGGCCAGUGACGUCACGGCCACCCAUUGUAAACAGUGCAGCAAGGAGUUUUCAUUGGCCAGGAGAAAGCACCACUGCCGCAGCUGUGGCGACAUCUACUGUGCCGAGUGCUCCAACAACAAGAUGCCCCUCCCCUCCUCCUCCAAGCCAGUCCGAGUCUGUGACGCAUGUCAGACACAGCUCCUGGCGCGCUGCUCGGCUUCAUCGUGACAGAUGCUGGACCACCCAUGACAGACAUCUGACAGAUGUUGGACCUUAUAUGACAGACAUCUGACAGAUGUUGGACCUUGUAUGACAGACAUCUGACAGAUGUUGGACCAUGUUUGACAGAUGCUGGACUAUGUAUGAUAAAUGUUGGACCAUUUAUGACAGACAGAUGUUGGGCUGUAUAUGACAGACACAUGAAAGAUGUAUGACAAAUGUUGGACCUUGUAUGACAUAUGAUGGACCAUGUAUGACAUAUGUUGGACCAUAUGUUGGACCAAUUAUGACAUUUUGGACCAAGUAUGACAUAUGUUGGACCAUAUGUUGGACCACAUAUGACAUAUGUUGGACCAUGUAUGACAUAUGUUGGACUAUGUAUGACAUAUGUUGGACCAAAUAUGACAUAUGUUGGACCAUAUGUUGGACCAUGUAUGACAUAUGUUGGACCAAGUAUGACAUAUGUUGGACCACGUAUGACAGGGUUUUAUUAAUGUGAUUAACUUUGUGAAGGCAAGACUGUUUUCACAUGAGGUAGCAUAGAAUGACAUACAAAUACAUUCUUUCCUUGUCGUACACAGUUGUUGCCCUUGUAUCAAAUCAAUCACUGAGAUCUAGCAAUCUGGUACUAAAGUUGAUAUUUGAUUUGUUAAUAAAGUGAAUGUAUUGCUGGAAAUACAGUCGUGUAUGUUUGUGUGGUUAUCAUGUGGGUAUGUCUGUGUGGUUGUCAUGUGGGUAUGUUUGUGUGGUUGUCAUGUGGGUAUAUUUGUGUGGUUGUCAUGUGGGUAUAUUUGUGUGGUUAUCAUGUGGGUAUGUUUGUGUGGUUGUCAUGUGGGUAUGUCUGUGUGGUUGUCAUGUGGGUAUGUUUGUGUGGUU